UUCUCUCUGUGAAUCGCCCCCCCCCCCCCCUCUAUAAAUUUUCUUGUUCAACCGUCGCGGUAUCACUCAGUCACUGAGUAGGCCGCCGAAUGUGACAUGGACUAUCAGCACAUACAAAAUAUCCUUACACAGCUAAAGUCAUUGGACAUAGCGUGUCUCUUCGUUUCUUUUCGCCAAUUAACUUUAGUCUUUUAAAUCAAGGGUGGUACGAUGCUUUUAAAAUUGAGUUCAAAGGGAAGCAAUUUCUGUGUGCAACAUAGAAGGAACUCAUUCAUCACAUCAACAUAAGCAGCAACACUGGCACCUUUAACAGAUACCUACGGAAAUCCAAUCAACAGUUUCAAACUCAGGAAAGAAGUAAAUUAUGUAGUCUUUUUCUCUGUAUUGAACGAAAAUCCUCUUGCUUCGCUAAGUUUCGUGGCAAGUGAAAGGCAAUUUGUUAAUUAAUUUGUGAAAGUCCUUCACAGUGUGCUAGAGACAAUGUAUAUCAAAAGGAUAUUUACCAAAUUUUUACCACUGACUUUGUUGGGGGUGAUGUUUGUGUUCUACAUGAGUCAACAGUCUGGCUCUGAAAAAACUUUCAAGCUUUUAGAUACUCUUAUUGAACUGCAGAGCUCGCAGAUCAUAAACACCGCAAAGCAGUUGGAAUUGAUGAAUGCCAGCCAUGCCGUGAACGACUCCACGACCGAGGGCGAAGAACUGCUCGUGACCACCAGACAAUGGUUUGACGAGCGCCCUCAAGUGUCGCCCUCUUUGAAACGAGACUCGGAGCAUCCUCGGUUUCGUGGUUACCUCAUAGAAAACCCCAACGCUUGCGAAGCUGUGCCAGUGGAUAUUCUCAUUUACAUCCACUCGUCGCCCGAGAACAGGGACAUAAGGUCAGCCAUCCGGGAGACCUGGGCCAGUACAAACACGUUCUCCGACAUCAGUGUCAAACUGAUCUUCUUCAUCGGAGGCGUCAACGAUAAAGAUUUGCAGCUGCAGAUCGAGACGGAAUACUCUACACACGGGGAUCUUGUUCAGGGCAACUUUCUGGACGUCUUCACCAACCUGACAUAUAAAGCCGUCACGAUGCUGACGUGGGUGAACUCCCACUGCUUUCAGGCAAAGUACGUCAUGAAAGUCGAUGACGACAUGUUUGUGGACACAUUCGCCGCUGUUCGGGAAAUUGUGCCUCAGCUGGCGCCGAAGCCCCUUGCUGUGGCGUGCGACUACAAGGUUCAUAUGCCGAUCCCUAGAGAUCCCAAAUCCAGGUGGAACGUGCCUCCCCACCUGGUUCCGAAAAGAACUCACUGGCCACCUUUCUGUUCCGGAUACUUCGCAGUUUUUACCAGCACGUUGAUUCCCAUUCUCUACGAAGCUUCCUUUACAGACAAGGACUUCGUCCCGGGAGAUGACGUCUACUUAUUCGGCUUGCUGUCGGAGCAAAAAAAUAUCUCUUAUGAAGUCGUGAACAUUCAACGCCGGAUUUUGCCAAUUGAAAAACCCAAGGCAGAAGAUGAGGUAUUUUCGAUCCAGAAAUUCCAGCAUUUGGCAUUUAGAGUUCCCAAUCCAGACAUCCAGAGAAAACUGUGGUCAGUGAGAUUUCAGGUACUUUCAAAUUGGGAGAAGGCUCACAGCUAUUUUCAUAAUACUUUUCUAAGAGCUAAAGCCAAGGGAACAUUACUGGUAUAAAAUUUAGUAAAACACCUGAUGAAAGACUAGCUCUAGGAGGGGGGGGGAGUCAACUUUUGAGAAUUACCUUUCACAUUUGAAUGUUAAAAAUUGUAAAAUCAUUUUUUUUGUUUGAAGUGUAGAUGGAACAUUUUUCAUUCAACCAAAAUAUGCAUUUGAUAAAUGAAUUUGUUUAAUUUUAUUACAUAAUUAACAUUUACAUUUUAAAACGUAACCAUUUAAUUUAUUCGAUAGGAUGAUAUAUAGCAAGAAACAUAGGGGGUGGGCAUUUUGUCUAUUCAAAAAUCUGUCAAUAGCCAGUCCGUUAUUGAUAUUAAUUCUAAUUUAAUAUUAUGUUAAAAGACAAAAUUUCUGUGCUAAAAAGCCCUGGGAACUUAGAUUGAGAGAGGGGGGGGGGGAAAUGUCAUGGAGAGAGAGAGAGAAAGAUGGGAUGGUCUGUAUCUCAAAAUCUAACUUAUCCAGUAACCACACCCCACGAUUCUCCCCUCUCCACUUGGGUAUUUACAGAGUCGACCAUAAUGUCUAUAAUUUGGUCCCAAACUCAUUGUAACGUAUCGUUUCCAGUGACGCUCGCGUUGACCCAACUCCCUUCAUUAAACAAAGCUCCAACCAUUUAUUACCUCCACAACGUACUGCCUCUGCCACACACACUCCCAUGGUCUGCCACACACACACGCAUGGUCAGUCACACACACGCCUGGACAGCCAUGAACUUGUACAUAAUCUCCAAAUAACCUUGUCAGUGUGUCUCCACACGUGUAGGAAUGAGUCUGUUGUUAGGUAGGUUAGUGUGUGGGUGUGGGGGUGUGUGUGUGUUUGCUUCAUCAUUUACGUUCGUUUUUAUUUUAUUUUUUAAAUUAUAAAACGAAAAGAAUGUUUUGGUUGGGAGGUAUGGAUGACCUAAAAGAUGAAAGCUGUUUUUUUUUUGUUAACUGUUAACGUCAUCUAAACAAGGGUGAAAAAAAAAGAGUUGAGAAUUUCAUAAAAGAAACGCGUAAAUGGUAAGGUCAAAUCACCAAAAAAUUGUUAAACUGAAAACAUCAUUUAGACUCUCUAGAUCUAUAUCGUUCAACCGUUGAAGUUGGGAAAAUUAUUGCAACGGUGAUUUGCUCCAUGCUGCUUGUGCCUGAGUACAUGAAAGGCUGUUUGGUUUGUGUUUAUGUUUGUGUUUGUGUUUGUGGUCUGUCGGUAGAAUGCUGUUAUUGUUGCUUUUAAAUUACAUGCAAUACGCCGACCCAUAAAGCCGCAGUUGUCUUGUAUUCUAGACCUACAUGCCGUAACAUAAGUUUUAAACUAUUUUGUUUUGUUUUAAUUGAUUAGCUUUUACUUCCUCGUUGAAAAUGGGGGGGUGGGGACAAAGUGGGAAGGGAUGGAGUUAACCCUUCAAUUGCUGAGCUGUUUUAUUGUGAAUGCAUACAAAAUGGAAUUACAUUUCUGUUUAGAGGCUAAACUACCACACGCGUCUUAGGGUUAAUAGACAUUUAAAGAGAAUAUGUAUGCCUACCAGUAGGUUGUUAUGGCACGACACGGCAAGGCGAACUUCUUUUAAACAAGGAUUCUCAUGUGUACAAUUAAGCAUAUUUUACUUUUUACAAAGCUUAUAUCAACUCAUUCUUCCCGUCUCUCUGGUAAAAGUGUGUACACGAUAUUUCUCCCACACCCACUCUCGGAUCAAGAUGCAAUUUUGCACUAUUAUUUCUUUUACCUGACAACACAAGAAUCAACACACAAAAAAAGAACCAAUUAGUUAAUUAAUUAUUUUGUUUGGUGUCUCAAACAAGGGAAAUCAUUUGUACUUGACUGAAGUGGUAUAAGCUGAAUUAGUCCCCUUUCUAGGUCAUCGUCUGAGUCUUAGUGAACACAACAUGAAAAAUAGGACGAAACUAUAGAUAACUUUACAAUCUUCCAUGUUCAUAGGCUCUCCACUAGCAGAGUGGUUACCGUGUUGACUUGAGAUGCCUGAGAAAGCUUGAGUCACGACUUCGAUUUUAGGUCGUUCCCCUUUUUAUUUUAUUUUAUAAAUGCUUUUUUCAUUGUUAGUCUAGGUACAUUACACAUUUAAUUACAUCACUGAUCCAAUUUAAUUUAUACAACUAUGAUUAAUAUAAGCUUUAUUUUUUUUUAUUAUAUUUUAAUAUUUUACUUGUUUACUGUUAGUUUUGAUGUGACUAGCAAAAUGUUUAUCCAUGAUGUAAAUAAAAAGUGACAAGUUAUAGCGUUUUAUUUAUUACAUUUCAACUCAAUAUUUCAUUCACUUGUAUGUAACUAUUGGCACUGAGGAUUGGGUCUGAAUAUUUUGGUUAGCUGUAGUGUUUCGGUGAUAAAGUUAUUUACAAAUGUUCAAUAUUAGAUUGUUGUAAAUUCUGUUGCAACUUCCUAGCCCAAUCUCAGUAACAUUGGUUAUCAAAUUAUUGUAUUUUUGUCUUACAACUAUCACCUAGACAGCAUGACCAGAUUUAGAGUCGAUAAGACCCUUAGCUUAUAAUUCCAUAAGAUAUUUUAUU
Messenger RNA from Biomphalaria glabrata, 4178 nucleotides. Its product is annotated as beta-1,3-galactosyltransferase 1-like. The transcript has 2 exons. Gene Ontology annotation, cellular component: membrane. The coding region runs from base 481 to 1674 and encodes 397 amino acids. Gene Ontology annotation, molecular function: hexosyltransferase activity. The record is from RefSeq and is a predicted model, not a curated record. Lineage: Eukaryota; Metazoa; Mollusca; Gastropoda; Planorbidae.